AUGCCCUCCUGGACUGCAGCGAAGCCAGUUCCAAACUGGCCGGUAGAGCAGGAGACGCAGGCGUCUGGCGUGACGAAGCCUGCUGGCGCUUCGCCGGCACCAGAGGCCAGAAAGAUCUCCGCAAACGGCAACGCUUUCGUCUCCGCUGCUCCAGCCAAUGCUGGCGCCAAGCCAGCCAUCGCUUACCGUGCUUUCCCAGGAAGCGGUGGCGUCAGGGGGCCUGCAGUUAACAUCAUACCUGGUCUGCGGCCCCCGCAGCUGCAGCAGCCAAAGGGUAACGCCAUGAUGAUGGACAGUGGCUACGGCAACUCGAUGUACCGCCCCAGCAACAUGAGAGGCUAUGCCAGCAUGUGCGACUUUGGCGGCAUGAGCUCGACGCAGCCACCGGGCUUCAUGUACGGUAAUCGGAAUGGUAUGGCCAGCGGCUCCGGCUCCAUGGGUGGGGGCCAGGACGGCAUGGGUGGCUACGGCUCUAUGGCUGGCGGCGUUUCGAUUUACGGUGGGAUGGGUUGCAAAUCGAUGGUCUCCUUGUACGGGAUGGGUGGUUCGAUGAACUGGAUGUACGGCAUGGGCGGCAACCCAAUAGGCUCCCUAUACGGCAUGGACGGUCCGGUGGGCUUCAUGUAUGGCAUGGGGUGCCCGACGGGUUCCAUGUACGGCAUGGGCGGCAUGGGCUACAUGAUGGCCCGCUCCAUGAGCUUCUCCUCCUACGGUGGCCAAAGCAUCUACGGCUCGAUAGGCGGCAACUCGCUCAUGAAGAUUGGUGACAGCGCUUACAGCAUUGGCGGCAUGUGGAGUACGGAGCCGGGCUCCCAGGUGCGUCGGCACCCCGACUGCGACAUGCCAACUGUGGCAAAGGCUCUGCAGGACGACGAUGAGACGCGCAGGUGCCUGGUUCCCACUACGGCAACAAUGCAGAGGGGUGCGGACAACCAGCUGCCCAUGAAAGGUGCUGCUACUGCCGCGACCAACGGCGCCAAGGCCGCAGAAGAGUACGAGAAGGUGGCGAGCGGCGACAAGUCGAAGUUGGAGGGGGACGACCACGUGGACGAGAGAGUGAAACAGGAGACUAAGUCGCGGGCGAGGUCCUCGCCGCCGGCCGUCCUCAACAGCGAAGUCUCCGCUGCAAAAGCCAACGAGGACAAGGACGGGGUCACCUUCCGCAACGGUAUCCGUGGCAUCGUUAUUGUCGAGAACGCCAAGAGCACAACGGUGAUGGUGGAGAGGGCGGAAACGGGCUAUAAGGUGUCCCUAAAACUGGCGUCUGGCGAGCCAGCAGAAUGCAAGGUGAGCGAGGUGAUGGAGGGCGCCGACGCGGACAUGAGCAAAUCCGCCGUACUGAACACUGUUUCGACACACCUGCUCAGCGGCCACAAUGUCGCCUUGAUCGCCGUCGACAGAGAAGAGAAAAUGUCGGCAGCCGUAGAGAAUGCCAUCGUCACAUUCUACGCGGGAUCGCUUGGGAAGCUGGUGGGAGACCACGAGUGGAGGGCAACCUUCUCCGCGGCAGCGAUUUCGGGUGCGACCAACUACCGCGACCUGCAGGACGACAAGGCGACGGCGGCCCUGCCGAAGGCCAUCGCGCUCGGCUCCAACCCCAUCUGCGGCGCCUGCAUCAUGGACCUCAAGAAGGUGAUGAUGAAGGACGUAGAGACGGUGGCAGUGCACGUGAAGGGUGUGCUUGCGAAAAAGACGCACCCGCGGGAGACCGUGCUCAUGCAGGCCAUCUUGCGCAUCCGCAUGGAGAAGGACUUGUUCAUCUGCUCCAUGAACGCCUACGUCGUGCGCGACAGCGAGACAGCGGAGGCCUUGGCGAUCCUCGACGACCGCCGCGUGCCAGUUCCAGUGCUGCGCCCCGCCAUUGGCGGGUCGACGUGCACGACCGCCGUCAUGUUCCUCUCCGGCGCUGCCCCGGCGGCGGCGGAGGCAGAAGCGAUGCGCAUCAUGGGCACCCUGUGUGCGAAGGAGAGCUCGCCGCCUCGCAGCGGUAAUGUGCAGUGCUUCAUCGAGUACGCGGACGAGCAGAUCAAGAAGAUCGGGGAGAUGGAAAAUCUCAGCAGCGCUGAGAAAGACCGCUGCGCGCGCAUGGUGAAGAGGAUGCGGACAAUGGCGAGCGAUGCAAGGGAGCUGAUCGGCAACAUGGAGAUGGAGCCAAGCGUGUACCCUAUUCAUAGCAAGAGCAGCGCCCCCAGCGUGGCCGCACUGGCAGCAGCUGACAAGGAGAGCAAUGCCAAAGAGGCCGCUGCGCUGACCGAAGCCGCCAAGACGGGCGACAUCGCCGCAAACAGGAAGCCGAAGCAGGCGGCCGUCCCCGACGGCAAGGCGCCGACUGCGGAGAAGCAUGCACUGCACUCGAAGGCAGACGCUGCGACGCCGGCGGCACCAGCGAGCCCCUUCAACUCAAUCCACCGUCUAGCGUACCUGCAAGACGCCAUUGCGCCGUCUAUCGGAAAGGUGGUGCAGGUGAUCGUGGACGGCGGGAUGAAAGCGUAUGACGUGGACGAGUGCAUUGAACGCCCUGCCGGCGCAAAUGUGCACGCCGUGGGAGAGUCCAACGAACUGAGGCGCAUGGCGGCCUUGGUAGCCGCCGGCUUCAACGUCGCCCUGCUCGGCGCGGAGUUCACGGAGCCGACGCGACCGGGUGCGCAGAUGACGUGGCAGUAUGUGAGACUCUUGCUCACGUUGGUGCUCAAGUCUGCCGAGCCGGAGACGGCAACGGAGGCGACGCUGCACAUGUCCGUGGUGCACGAGCGCGAGGUCCUGGCGGACCUGGGCUCCGGCGACACAGCACGACAUUCCCUGGUGGUGGCCAUGUCGCCCCUCUUUGGGCCUGUGGUGCAAGGCAGCACCGGGGUAAAGGCCAGCACGCCAGAGGAGUUGGAGGAGGUGAUGAGCAAGACACUCGCCAACGCCAAGCCGGCGCUGAAGGAUGGCGCCAUGAUUGUGAUGACAGCGGUGGUGCGACAGAACCGCCACGACGAUGUGAUGGUGGGCUCCGUCUUCGCCGUCUCGUCGGCGGACCUGCGCCCGUACAAGAGCAUUCUUGAGCACAACCCGAGUUACUGUCGAACUCUCUUUUCUUACGCCCUCGGUGGCCCGUCGUCUACUGGCGUUCUCAUCACAGCCUCCCGCAAGAUGAAUGCGCCGGAGCUGGCGAACGCGUUCAGCAUGCAGCGCAACGUGGCUCACGUUGGAGUGCCGGCCUCGCGCAGAGGGAGCGUGAGGGAGUUUAUCCAGUAUGCACGCGGCUCGCUGGAGCGGCAAAAGAAGAAAGUGGCCGCGGAGACGGAGCCGGCAGAGAAGGAGGCGGCGGAGAAGAGUCUAUGUCGCCUCGCGGAGAGCCUGCGCGACCACGAGGAGCUGUUGGCCAACCCGAAGACUGCUGAGGUCAAAGCCUACCCACCCGAGUCUGUUGCAGGAGUUGCGUUGUCGCCGACGGCAAGGGAGUGCCCGGGCCGCGCGGCGACACCGCCGGAGUUGCAACAGUUUCUGGAGCGUGGCGCCGAGCUCCAGCGUGAGGAGGCACAGAAGGGCACCGCGAGGGUGACCCCAGAUGCGGAUCGAGCACCACAGCCACAAGAGGCCAAGUCCGAAAAGCUGCAAUCACUGCAAGCGCAUCAGACGGAGGAGCCAAAACUGCAGAAAGAAGAGUUGCGGAAGCCGCAGCCCGCCGAGGAGCAGCAGACACCACAGCAAGGGAACGCAUUCAAGGAGGAGCCGCAGGAAGCCGUGCAGGACGACAACACACAGGCGGUGCAGAUCCUGGCCGUCAUCACAGAGGACAUUUGCAGUGGCUUGCAGGUGAAAGAGGGGUGGUCAGUAGAGAGCAGCGGCGAGCAGCUCAUCGUCACGGAUGUCCAGGGGCCGCACAGCUUCCUGGUGGACGAGGUGGUAGUGCGGCAGAACCGCGGCUCACCCAUCGACUCGACAGUGCUCGAGGAGUUGCGCCACCGUUUUUUGCAGGGCAACAAUGUAGCCCUCCUCACCACUGAGGCUCGCGGCUCUAUGGCGAGCCUGGAGAUGGUGGACCGCACGGUGCGCCGCAUUCUGGGCAAGAUGCCGCCGUCCAACUCGCUCUUUAUGUCGCUCUGUGCACUGAAGGAGAAGGAGAACGCCGUGCUCGACACGCUCACCGACGGCGGUGAGUUCCAGACCGUUGAAUUGAACGCGUCGCCCCUGUUCGGCCCGUCGAUGGCCGGCGCCAACUUCGUAAAGGUUAGCAUGGUGGAACAGUUCUCAAAGCUGAUGGGCGGUGGCCUUCGCAAGUGCGGCCAGAGUCGCGCGUGCGUCGUACUGCAGCUCGUGCAGGUGGAAAUUAGGGAGGAGCAGCAGGACGUCAACGUGUCCUCGCUUCUCGCUCUCAUGUGCCCUGGCGACACCUCCAUCUACCGCCACGCGCUGGACCAGCCAGUCAGGGAGCACGGGCUGCUCUCCCUGGUCUUCAGCGGUUCCUGUUACACGGUCUUCGCCGUUGGCCUGACGAGGCAGCCGAUCGACGAGGGCUGCCUGAUUCUCCCGCGCCUCGGGCAGGCCUUCAAGGGCUCGGUGCGUAACUUCAAGCCACGCGGUGGCAGUGUGAAGCGUUUCAUUGAGCACACCAACAGAGUCGUCGCGUAUAUGCAGCAGAACUGUGAGCGCACCACCUCCGACGAGGAGAAGGCGAAGAUGCAGGGGUACAUCGACGCGGUGAAGUUUAUACUGGAGCAGUCCGAGGCCUACCUGGCGGACCCCGUUAACAAGAUGCCGCCGAGCUUCCCCGACGUGCGCGAGCGCCGUAAGCGCUAG
This is a messenger RNA of Leishmania mexicana MHOM/GT/2001/U1103, 4785 nucleotides long. RefSeq lists its product as hypothetical. NCBI's taxonomy places the organism in Eukaryota, Euglenozoa, Kinetoplastea, Trypanosomatida, Trypanosomatidae. The coding region runs from base 1 to 4785 and encodes 1594 amino acids. The transcript has a single exon. The record is from RefSeq and is a predicted model, not a curated record.